This is a messenger RNA of Xenopus tropicalis (tropical clawed frog), 4864 nucleotides long. It is a transcript of the gene aspg, whose product is annotated as asparaginase. Gene Ontology annotation, molecular function: asparaginase activity. NCBI's taxonomy places the organism in Eukaryota, Metazoa, Chordata, Amphibia, Anura, Pipidae. Gene Ontology annotation, biological process: amino acid metabolic process. The record is from RefSeq and is a predicted model, not a curated record. Bases 1199 to 3145 code for a protein of 648 amino acids. The transcript is spliced from 17 exons.
UUUUUUUUUAGUCUUCAGGUUAUUCCAUCAAAAUUGAAGUUUUUGGGUUGAAACGUUUUUCUUCCCUGAGAAAGUGCCACUUUUAUUCAAUUAGUGCGCAGAGACCAAAUUAUCCACGUGUUUUGCCUGAAGAGCUUCGUUUAUGGCAGGGAAAAAACAUGUAGAAUCUAUAUGACUUUUAUACCAUAGUCAUCAGUUGGAUAUAAAAUGAGUGUGAGGAUCCAUCUUUAGGUAAGCAUAAUGGCAGCCAGGCCUGGAUUUGUGGAGAGGCCACAUAGGCCGGGCCUAGGGCGGCAGAAGUUUAGGGGCGGCAUGCUGCCCCGCCGCAACUAAAUGUUUCAAGUUUGCUCCCAUACAGAGUAAUAGGGACCUCUCCCCACUGUUCCAUAUGCAGUCGUGCUCUCUGCCGCCGGCGGGGGGUGGAUUGCGCAUGCUCGCUCGGGGGUGGGGCCCAGAACACAAAUCCGGCACUGAUGGUAGCUCCCACUAUCCCCACAUUAAAUCACUUAUACACAAAUCGUUCCAGACUGGGAUUCAAAAUAGGCCCUGGCAUUUUACGUACACAAAGAAGCAAACAGCCCCCUACCAGCCCAGUAAGGGCAACACUGCACGGGGAGAUUAGUCACCUGCGCUUAAAUGUUCGCUGCUGCAGGCUACUAAUAUACCUGAAAUUCCUUCCUGUCAGCAAUAAAGUGAAUCACCAGUUUCCUGCAGAGGAAAGCAAAGCGCUGCAUAUAUAUCCCUCCCCAUGGGCAAUUCACUGUAUCGCUGGUGGAAAGGCGUUUUGGGGAGAUUAGUUGCCUACGGUAUUUCCUGGGAGCCAUUGCUCUAAAUACUGUUGGCCAUCUAACAGCAACCCCUCUGGCAUCUGCCAGUAGCCAUCGAUUGUCAGUCGGGGCUUGACUCCUUCUAUCUUCCAGAAAUCUCCCUCCCUAAAGAGAGAAAGGUGCGCAUAGAAGGGACGCCCUGGGUGACUUGGGGCAAUACAAUGGUACAAUCUGUACCCCACCCAGGGAAAUGUUUGGCACGUAUUUGUAUGGCGUGCAGCAGCCCCUGGAGUAUUGUGCUAAUGAGUAGGCAGAGGCUCAGCUGCUGGAGGGGCGGGGGAGGGCUGGCUAAGACACGUGUUGGGCUGUAGGAAGGGGGGGUAGUAGGAGCAGUGACGCACGCUUGCUUACAUGUACUAUAGCUACCCACCAUGGCGGAGGAAGAGAAGAGUCUGUUGUCCCGGUUAUCCAAGGCGCUAUCUCGUACCCGACUGGAGCAGCUGGAGCAAGAAGCCGCUAUGCCCCCACCACCCCCCAGCCAAGCUCCGGCUCCCACAGCCCGUGUAUCUGCAUCGCAGACCCCACGGAGGAGAAAGCUGUCCAGCAGCCAGAGCCUGUCCGGCUCCUUGGAAAGCCUGAGCGGUAUUGGGAGCGAGGCUCGGGUGCUAGUUAUUAACACGGGGGGCACAAUAGGGAUGAUGUACCAGAAUGAAGUGCUGGCUCCUCAGGCCAAUGCUUUUGCAAAAACCCUAAAAACCCUGCCUAUCCUUCAUGAUGAGGUAUAUGCCCAGCAAACCAAGCUCUAUGAUUUUCAUGACUUUCCAGAAAACACAUUGGUCCUCCCUCUCUCUAAACAGAACAAAAGAAUUGUGUACACUGUCUUGGAGUAUUCGCCUCUUCUCGACUCCUGCAAUAUGACUACAGAUGACUGGGCCAAAAUUGCUAAGGAUAUCAAGAAAUACUACGAGCAAUAUGAUGGGUUUGUGGUGCUACAUGGUACUGAUACUAUGGCCUAUACAGCAUCUGCACUUUCAUUUAUGUGUGAAAAUCUGGGGAAAACAAUAGUCUUGACUGGAUCUCAGGUACCUAUUUAUGAGAUGAGAAAUGAUGGCCGUGACAAUCUGCUUGGAGCUCUGCUUAUUGCAGGACAGUUUGUUAUUCCCGAGGUGUGCCUGUAUUUUCAUCACAAGCUCUACAGGGGAAACAGGGUCACUAAGGUGGAUGCUGGGAGUUUUAAUGCUUUCACAUCUCCGAACUUGCCUCCACUUGCAAAUGCUGAAGUUGACAUUACAAUUAAUUGGGAGACCGUAUGGCGAGCUAAUACCACCAAGAAGUUUCAUGUCCAUACUGAUAUGAAUAGGAAUGUGGGCCUACUGCGAAUAUUUCCUGGGAUAACUGCUGCAACUGUGAAGGCCUUUCUGCAGCCCCCUAUGGAAGGCAUUGUGCUUGAAACAUAUGGUUCUGGCAAUGCCCCAGAUUGUCGCUUGGAUUUGCUUGAAGAGCUUAAGAAGGCUACAGAGCGUGGCGUUGCUAUUAUAAAUUGUACCCAGUGCUUGCGAGGAUCCGUCACUGAAUCAUAUGCAACUGGAAAGGCUCUGACUGUGGUAGGAGUCAUUCCUGGAUGUGAUUUGACACCAGAAGCAGCUCUCGCAAAACUUUCCUAUGUUUUAGGGAAAGACAACCUCAAUCCAGAGGAAAAAAAAAGGAUGCUGUUUGAGAAUCUCCGGGGAGAGAUGACCGUAAGCGCCACAGGAGCCAAGAUCUCUCUGCGAGACAGCAAGUUCAUCCAAGUAGUUGCUAAAUCUCUUGGCGUGAGCUGCAAAGAGGAGCUAGAAGCUGUCAGAGAUGCCCUCACACCAUCUUUAGCCUGUGCUGCCGCUGCCACUGGUGAUACCUAUGCUUUGGAAGCAAUAAGAGACAUGGGUGGGAACUUGAGCAGUGAAGAUUAUGAUGGCCGGACUCCAUUGCAUGUGGCAUCCUGUGAUGGUCAUUAUGCUGCUGUCCAGUACUUGCUGAAUAACGGAGCCACUGUUUAUGCUAAGGAUCGUUUUGGUGACACACCUCUGAUGAAUGCUGUGAAAUUCAGACAAUUGGAAGUUAUCAAGUUGCUCCGACAGACUGGUGCACAUCUUUCCUGGGAGGAGCUUGAACACACUGGCACAGAGUUGUGCAGUUUAGCUUCUCUUGGUGAUGUGGAUGGCCUUGCAGCCUGGGAAUUAGCAGGAGCAGAUAUGACUCAAGCUGGAUAUGAUGGACAAACUCCUUACCAAGUGGCAGAAGCUGCAGGCAAUGAAGAAGUCUUAGAAUUCUUUAGCCUAAAAAGGCCACAGAAUCUCUCACCAGUGAGGUUUUUCCUCUACUCUGGAACUGAAACUUAGCCAAGGUCUUUCUAAAUGGCAUUGCAAAUGAAAAUGGAAACUAGCUGAACUGUUUUCCCAUGUUGAUACUGGAUGCUGUUAGCAGUAUAACUACCACAUUCCUUUCGAUAUCCAAAAGGAUUCACCGUAACUUUUCUAUAACUCUGUUCACAGACUAUAGAGGCAUAUGGCAAGUGGUUUUGCCUCACUACCUGGCUGAUGAAUGACAAUCUGGGCACUCCUCUAUGUAUAUAUAAAGAUAAAAGAAGUUGUAGGGGAUAAUACACUGAACAAUUUGUUGAGGAAAAUUGUACCUGUUUUAGAAAGCACACAAAUCAGUCAGUCAUGCACAAUACAUGGUUGUAAGGGGUCCAGUACCUGGGGUAAAGGACAAUCUUCCCAUCAAAUAUAUAGGCCUUUCUUUUCUAUUUGAAAGAUGCCCUGGACUCCAUUCUUUAGAGGUCUAAUGGGGGCCCAUGAUCCACAUUAUUAAAAUCCAAGAGACACAUGGGCAAAUUAGUAGUUGUCACGGCUACUAAAUGCUAGGAAAUACCCUGCCAUGGACAAUACUGAGAACUGCUUCUGCUAAAGCUGCAUCAUGUAGUCUCUAGCAGCAUUGUGAGCACAAUGUAAGGCAACCAGGCAAAAUCAUGAAGCCCCAAACCCAUGGAUAGCAAAUAGACUACCCUGCCCUUCACGAAAACCAAAUCCUAAACCACCUUUCCCGAAAAGAUUUGUCUGGAAUCAAACAAACCCUGUUUUAUUCAAUAAUAAUUGGGAUCAGCAGGAGAGUUGGAACUUAUAUCACACCAUCGGUGAAUAGGGUUGCAUUCUGGCUGAUAUUUUACCCACCAUGCUGGUGAGAAUAUAAUUGUUUGGAUUCAGAUCAGUUAGGGACCAUAUCCUGUGGUGCCUGGAGCGCAUUCUGUCACCAUAAUUAAAUGGCAUGCGCAAACUAUUUUAGAAAGGUAAUAGACUAUGGAGUUAAUGUAAUAAAAGUCGGUAACUGAAAAAUUAUUAGCAAUGCAAUAACAGUAUAAUGAACAAUAUUUUUUAAAAUUUACGACUUAUUACAUUCCCCCAUAAUAAGAGAAAACUUAAAUAUAGUUUAUGAUUGUUAUAUAAGUAUUUUGUGUGAAUCUGCAGUUUUUUUAACAAAUGCACACAUAUUAGUGUUAGUAUCAGCACAUGAAACAAGUUGUGUAUUAUUCUGCGGGGAGUGCAGACAAUGGGUGUGACUCCCUGCAUUUUAUGUUGAAACAUUUCGUCUUAGUGGUUGCAUGUUUAUGAAUGUAGUGUUUGUCUCUUCCCACGAAUAGGCUGCUGGCUCAGAAGAUCUCUGGAUAAUGAGUGUUUCUCUGACGCAUAGGGAGCAUGGCAUUUAUAGGGAGCCAUGCUAGGGCAAUAAACUGCACUCUAGUGUUGCUGGAAAUGGCAAAAGAUUUAGCUGCUGCACCUUGGGUACAGUUGUUUUACCCAGACUUGCUGCACUUUAUUUUCUGAACAUGAUUGACCCAGAAUAGCACAGUAUUAUUGGUGUAAAAAUGAUUAUUAAAGGUUCAGAAGAUCAAUGUAUGUUAAACAGGUUUUAGGACUAUAACAUUAUUUGUCAUUCUUCCAGCAGGAAAUUUAAUUGCUUUUACAGUUUGCAAUUGUACACAUAGCAAAGGUUUCCUGCCUCCUGCUUUGGUAAUGUAAUGUUUUAAGCAAUGUCAACAAUAAAAUAUAUUUAAACAAUAA